UGUCGGGGACGGCCAUAUAUAUUUGUUGAUGGCAACUGCAAACAUUCUACACACUUUGAAAGGAACAUUUUUUCUAAACAUUAACAGUUUUACAAAAUGAUGCAAGGAGUACAUCUCGUUGGUGAGGAUGAAGACGACGUCUAUGGGGGUUUUAACGAUUACAAUCCAGCCUUUGAUACAGAGAACCUUGAGGAAGAUGAAGAAUUUCAACAAGCUCUGAAAACAAGCCAUGGUCAGAGACCUGGUUUGAAAACUGGCAUGAAGAUAUCCACAUCAGCUGGGCGGGGAAAAGUGCCAGGAUCUUCCAUGGGACGACCAACAACUGGAAUUGCAGAUACAGGAAUGGCUCGUCCUAUGACUGCAGUGCGUGCAGUGGGUUACACAUCAUCAGAAAGAACAUCCAUGACUGGUGGUGCCCAGUUUGACCCUUUCAACCAGGCACGUUUACCUGCCCCUCCCCUAGAGGGAAAGGCAGAGGAAAGUCCAGAAGAAAAAAUUAAGCAAAUGGAAAAGAAAGUAAAUGAACUGGUUGAAGAGAGCUGUUUUGCUAAUGAUAGAGGAGAAUAUCCACUGGCCCUUGAAAAAGCUAAAGAGGCAGGUAGAAAAGAGCGUGCUUUGUGUCGUCAGAGGGAGCAGUCAUCUCUUGGAGAACAAGUGAAUCUGGAUAUGACUUACUCAGUGUUGUUCAAUCUAGCCAAUCAGUAUCAUGCCAACAAACUGUAUGCAGAGGCUCUGAACACAUACCAGGUUAUUGUCAAAAACAAGAUGUUUAGCAAUGCAGGACGGUUAAGAGUGAAUAUGGGUAAUAUCUACUGUGAACAAAAGAAAUAUCCCCAGGCAGUAAAACAGUAUAGAAUGGCUAUGGAUCAGGUGCCCAACACUCACAAAGACAUGAGGAUAAAGAUCAUGCAAAAUAUUGGUGUGGCAUUUGUUAAGAUGGGACAGUUUUCAGAUGCUGUCACUUCUUUUGAGCACAUUAUGGGCGAGAAAGCAAGUUUCCAAACAGGAUUCAACUUGCUUUUGUGCUACUAUGCCUUGGGAGACAAAGAAAAAAUGAAGAAGACUUUUCAAAAAUUGUUAACAAUUAGCCUUGGGUUUGAUGAUGAAGACAAGUACACUUUGACAGGGGAUGAUCCCCAGCAAGCAUUGAUUUUAGAAGUAAUAAGAAAUGACAAGCUGCGACAAAUUGAACGUCAAAAGAAAUCCCAAGCUGAUAAAUGCAUUAUGAGUGCUGCUAAGCUCAUAUCUCCUGCUAUAGAGAAUAGUUUUGCAGCAGGAUUUGACUGGUGUAUUGAGUGUGUAAAGGCAUCUCCUUACCUGGAUUUAGCCAAUGAAUUAGAAAUAACGAAGGCAGUCACUUACUUGAAAGAGAAGGAUCUUGCGAAGGCCAUUGAAACUCUCAAAGGAUUUGAGAAAAAAGACUCAAAAGUACAAUCUACUGCUGCCACUAACUUGUCCUUCUUAUACUUUCUGGAAAAUGAAGUGUCGCAAGCUGACAAGUAUGCAGAACUUGCCAUAACAGCAGAUCGAUAUAACCCUGCAGCACUGGUUAACAAAGGGAAUUGUUUGUUUGCUAAUGGACAAUAUGAGAAAGCACGAGAAUAUUACCAGGAGGCUUACAAUGUAGAGGCUUCUUGUACUGAAGCUCUGUUUAAUUUAGGUCUUGCAGAGAAAAAGUUAAACAGACUGGAUAUUGCUCUGGACUGUUUCUACAAGCUGCAGGCCAUACUUAAAAAUCAUCCUCAAGUGCUCUACCAAAUUGCAAGCAUACAUGAAAUGUUAGAAGAUAAAGCUCAAGCCAUUGAGUGGUACAUGCAGCUUGUCUCUGUAGUGCCUACUGACCCAUCAGUACUGUCCAAGCUUGGUGAACUGUAUGACAGUGAACAAGACAAGUCACAAGCAUUCCAAUAUCACUUUGAGUCAUAUAGAUAUUUUCCAUCAAAUAUUGAUAUUAUUUCAUGGCUCGGAGCUUACUACAUAGACUCUCAGUUUUGUGAAAAGGCAAUACAUUACUUUGAAAAAGCGGCAAUAAUACAGCCAAAUGAAGUCAAGUGGCAGCUUAUGAUAGCAAGUUGUUAUAGAAGAAGUGGUAAUUAUCAACAGGCUUUGGAAACAUACAAAACCAUACAUAAAAGGUUUCCUGAUAAUGUGGAGUGUCUUAAAUUCUUGGUGAGAAUUUGCACAGAUCUUGGUUUAAAAGAUGUUCAAGACUAUGCUCAAAAACUGAAGAAAGCAGAAAAAGCCAGAGAGAUGAAGCAACAGCGUGCUAACAGUGGAUCUAGGAAAGGAAGUGGGCGAGCUGGAAGUGCUAACAUGCCUGGUUCUGGUGGUUCACGCAAUAGCAGUGCAGGGAGUGAAUCAGGACGAGUGGACAGUGGAGGGUCUGACAGGAGAAGAAGUGCCAACCGCUCUGCUGGAAGAACAAAACCAUUAAUUGCAGAUAACGAUGAGUCAUUUGGUUUUGGUAUAUCAAAAGAAGUUGAUGCCACAUAUGCAGAUCCCCUUGGAGAAGCUCCAGCUCGGCCAAAGACUGCUGGCAGGCAAAGACCACAGCAAGUUGAGGAUGAAUUUGGUGAUGAAGAGAUUGGAGAUGACCUUCUUCCUGACUAAAAUAGGAGCCUUGAUUUGACAGUCAAAACUGCUCCAGAAAUAUAACCCUCCAACAGCUGAUGAAAGUUUUUGUUCAACUUAUUUCCUUUGAACAGUUGGUCAGGGUGUCCUGCUAGCAUGCAUAGAGGUGAUGCUUUACUGAAUGAGAGCAAAUUAGAAGCCGAGCAAAUUAGAAGCCCCUCAAAGUGAUUCCAUGUCAGCCCAGCGAAAGAAAUGCUGUUAAAAAUAUGCUCUACACACCUAUACCAGGGGUUUCAAGAGGCUAUUUUCAAUUUCUUAAAACUCUUUCACAUUAAAGCCAGGUACCCAAAGUUAUUUUUCUGUAAAUUUUUUUUUUUUUUUUCCAAAAGAGGAUUUGUCUUGUAUAAAAUACUCUGCAGUUACCUCAUUAUAAAACAAGGGCUUGGGCAUGUAAGAAAUGACCCAUUUUAAUCAAGAUUUCCAAGGGAAAGGUUUCACCUUGUACAAGGAAAGGUUAAUAAUUUUCACCAUCUGACUUCAUUCUUUUCCACUUGGUAUUUGUGAAGGGCUGGAAGGUUGACAUGCUUAAAAUAAAUCAAGAAGUUACAAGGGAGAGCACUGUACAAAAAAAGUUCAAACUAGUUCUCAAGUACCCUUUAAAUUAUUUGUAAAAUAAUGUUGUAAUUGAAAUAAAAGGAGAGAUAAAACAUCACCUGAGAAGACAUUAAACUUUGUUGUUAAAUUAUUAAUUUAGACUCAUAAAAGAAAGAUGGGAGAGAGCCAGCUCAAGCCUAGAUUCCUUACACUUCGUAAAAGAAAAAAAAAAAACUAAGCUUUCUAUCUGUUGUACAAGUCAUUAUUUAAUAUAAGUGAAAAAGGAAAAGAUUAAACCAGACCUUUUGAAUUUUGAUGGUUCAUUGUGGAUAUAAGGACACUAGUCACUGCAUAAAGUAUUUUUCAAAUGAAUUUUCUUUCCUUUUUCCACCUGUGAAGAAAUGCCUCGGGAGCACUGCACAAGUUUUGCACCUUAUCUCAUGAUCUUAAACAAGUUUUAAUGGUAAAGAUAAGGUUCUUGGACAUGUAAUACUUCUUCAAGUAUACUGCUUUGAUCCAGAAGCUGAAUCACAAAUUGCAACACAAAAAGGACAAGGACGUUCCUUGUUUAUCAUGCUUUGAGGAGCCCUUUGGGUCAGACUUGCACUGAGCCUGUCUGUGUUCUCAUGUACACCCUUGUGGUAUUAAAGCACAGCUGUGAAGAUUUCAAACAUUAUACCAUUAAUGUUCAAGUUCAUUUAUCUGUUUUUAUCCUCUCUCUUCUUUUAUUUGCAUGUUAUUGCUGUGUUGGUCUCAUU
Stylophora pistillata is the source of this 3923-nucleotide messenger RNA. Its product is annotated as intraflagellar transport protein 88 homolog. NCBI's taxonomy places the organism in Eukaryota, Metazoa, Cnidaria, Anthozoa, Scleractinia, Pocilloporidae. Gene Ontology annotation, cellular component: non-motile cilium; ciliary basal body; ciliary base. The record is from RefSeq and is a predicted model, not a curated record. Gene Ontology annotation, biological process: intraciliary transport; non-motile cilium assembly. Gene Ontology annotation, molecular function: kinesin binding.